Schistosoma intercalatum is the source of this 1496-nucleotide messenger RNA. Lineage: Eukaryota; Metazoa; Platyhelminthes; Trematoda; Strigeidida; Schistosomatidae. The record is from the annotation of a GenBank genome assembly.
GUUCAAUGGAAGACCAAUAAACUUAAGGUCAAAAACAUCUGAACAAUUGUUGGUUAUUAUGUUCUUUAUAUGUAUAUCAAGUAAAUUGAAUCUAGUAGAAGACCAAUAAAGAUACUGUUAUAUCAUUGACAAAAUAAAUAACAUUUUAGUAAAAUACUAUUGAUAAAGAAUUAUUCUCGUCACAAAAUCAUAAACCAUUGACAGAAUAAUAACAAAUGUUUCGGUGUACUCAAAUUAAUGGUGUAAACAAUGCAGUAAAGUUAUUUGGAUUAUGCUCUGUAUGUAUAUGGACUUUAUUUAUCAUUUCAAAACACAUUAUUCAUAAUCAACCUGAAUUAACACAACUAAUUGAUAAAUUAGAAGAAAUUCCGAAAUUAUCUACUGAUGCCGAUUUACGCAAUCUACCGUUGAUAUUUAUUGGAGGUCAUCAAAGUUCAGGUACUGGAUUAUUACGUGUUCUACUGGAUGUUCAUCCAAUGAUUCGAUGUGGUCCAGAACCAGUAGUUACAAGACAAAUAUUAAAACUCAGGCCGAAGAAUCGAAACGGUCAGGAUCGGCUUUCACAAUCUGGUGUCACACAAAGUGUACUUGAUAAUGCUAUUGCUGGUUUCAUUGUAUCAAUACUGAAGAAUAUGGGACCACCUGCUGAUAGGUUAUGUCAUAAAGAUCCUUCAUCUUACAUAUAUUUAAGGUAUUUAAGUGAAUUAUUUCCGAAAGCUAAGUUCAUUCAUGCAGUACGUGAUGGAAGAGGAGCUAUAAUGUCGACAAUAAUCCGUAGAAUAAAUCCAACAUAUACUUCGGAUAAUAUUCCUGAAGCACUUAACCAAUGGACGGCCUAUACAUCACAAAUGAUAGAAGACUGCCAACACAUUGGAAUUCAUCGAUGUAUGACUGUACGUUAUGAGUGUCUUGUCAUAAAACCAAAGAGAGAGAUUCAAAAAAUCCUUAGUAAGAUUCAACUUGACCACAUGCUCACAUGAAUAUUUUACAGAUAACUAUGCUAAAAAAUUACUUUGAUUCACACGAACAAAAAGGUUUCAUUAGAAAGGUGUGAAAUAAUAAUAAUAAUGGAUUUCCUUAUUUUAAGGCUGAUAAUGAGGGAUGAUUUCGAUACUAAAAUGAAUUCUUUUCUUAUAUUUGAUUCAAUAUGAGUUUUGUAAUGAAUUCUUUGAUAAUGUUAUUUAAUCUAACCAAAAGACUAAUUUCAUCAUAAAAUGGCUUUGGUUACGAAAUCUAACAGCUUAUAUACCUAUAAGGGAUUGAAUCAGUACUGAAAUAUUUAAAAAGCACACACUAAUAAUUCGUUAUCCUAAUAUAUCAAACUUCAUUAAGAAAUAAAGAUGAAAGGCUAAUCUAACAUAAUUAACUACAUCUUGAUGUAAAUAUAGAAUUUAAUGUUUUACUUCACUGUCAGAGAAAUGGUUGUUAUCUUUAUAAUUAUACGUUUAAAUCUAACGCUUCGAUUUUUUUAAGAUUUUCUGGAUCUUCCAUGGGAU